GCGCCGCUCCACGCGCUGUUGUUGUGAUUGACAGACAGGAGUCAUGUUAAACUUUCGAUUUCCCGUCCUCCUUCACAAAUAUGCCAUAAUCACCUAAUCAGGAUGUCCGAUAUUCUUAUGAAGGAGAUGGAGAGCCUGUCUGUCAUCCCACUGAAGCCCGAGGAGAGAUUAGGCGGCGACGGAAGCUUUCUUUUGGUGGACGAUCAAGAAAACCUCCAGGUCCGAGAUGAGUCUCAGUUUUUGGACAGACUGGGCUGUGGAGAUGUGCCAGGAGUUAAAGUACUGUCAAUCUUUGGGAACACUGGAGAUGGCAAAUCCCACACACUGAACCACAUCCUGUUUGGAGGCAGAAGUGUGUUUCUCACCUCCAAGUCUCCCAGCUCCUGCACUGUGGGUGUGUGGGCUGCCUUCGACCCAGCCCUCAAUCUGGUAGCUCUGGACACAGAGGGGCUGCUGGGAGCAGCUGUCAACCAGAACCAAAGGAUGAGGCUUCUGCUAAAGGUACUGGCAGUAUCAGAUAUUGUGGUUUACCGAACUCGGGCUGAGCGUCUUCACAAUGACAUGUUCCAGUUCCUGAGCAGUGCGUCAGGGGCCUACCUCAAACACUUCACACCAGAACUGAGAGCCCUGUCCAGCCGUUGUGGACUUGAUGUGCCCCUGUCCUGUCUGGGACCGGCCGCCAUCGUGUUUCAGGAGACCACGCACACACAACUACUCGGACAUGACUCCACAGUGCCUGGUCACGCCGACACACUGCUCCAGAAGCGUUUUCAUGACUUGGGUUUGGGCACUGAGGCCUUUAGUUCAGUGCAGUAUGUGGGCACUCAGACGAUAGCGCCCCCUACAGACUACAGCAGACUACUGGAAGCUGUGACUCAACAAGUGAAAAACACGCACACUCGCUCCCCUCGGCAGCCUGGGAUCGUGUUUCGGGCUCUGCAAGCCUUGAGCGAGCGUUUCUGUGGAGAGCUCUCUGAUGAAAAAAUGACCUUGUAUUCGUUCUUUCCUGAUGAGUACUUCACUUGCUCUGCUGUUUGCCUUAGCUGCAAUAUUCGGUGUAAAAACGGGAUGAACCAUUUGCGAGACCGGGUCCCUCACAUGGCAGAUGGACUGUGUCAGUACGCCCACCAGUUCAACAACAAGGUCCUCAUCUGUAAGAGAUGCUAUGAAGCAGGCAGAGAGGUAAUUGUAGUGCCGAAAACCUCAGCAUCGAGUGACAAUCCAUGGUUUGGACUGGCCAAGUAUGCCUGGUCAGGUUAUGUGCUGGAGUGUGCGAGCUGUGGAGUGAUCUAUCGGAGCAGACAGUACUGGAUGGGAAAUCAGGACCCAGAGAGUGGAGUAGUCCGGUCAGAGGUCAAACACGUGUGGGAGGGGACCGACACAUUUCUGACAAACCAUCAGAAUGCAGCUCAGAGGGUUCUGGACGGGAUGAACUUUGUGAUCCAGUCUGUGUCUGAGUACAGCACAGGUCCCACUAAAGCCGUCACCGCCUGGCUCACAGACCAGGUGGCGCCGCCCUACUGGAGACCCAACAACGACAUCACUGCUUGUCACGGCUGCCAGAAAGUGUUUGAGGAGCUGGAGAGGAAGCACCACUGUCGCUCGUGUGGAGAGGGUUUCUGUCACCCUUGCUCCAGCCACAGGAUGCCCGUCCCAGAGCGAGGGUGGGGCAGCGGGCCAGUGCGGGUCUGCCAGUCCUGCUACAGACAGGGAGGGCCCGCCGACACCAGCAGCCAGGUGUGUAAGGUGGAGCCUCGGGGUCUGAUCGCACGCAGAGUCACAGAAGUGGCUCAGUCCACUCUCGACAUGGUCUCUACAGCUGUGGAUUACCCUCUGUGUUUUGUGAAAGAGGUAGCACGUCCUGACUACUGGGUCCCGGACGCUGACAUCACACAGUGUCACCAAUGCUCCAAAGUGUUCACCCCGAUCAUGUCCAAGCACCACUGCAGGGCAUGCGGGCAGGGAGUGUGCGGUCCCUGCUCUACCCACUUCAAACCUGUCCCGUCUCGAGGCUGGGACCACCCCGUCAGAGUCUGCGAUAACUGCCACGCGCGCCCCGAAGCUCUGUGAGGAAAGAGAGGGAGACAUAAUGGUUUUAAAGUAUAGUCAGUCUUCCCUGGACAGAGUGUGAAACACGGGAACUGACAGUGUAGCAAGAAUCAAUGAAAGAACACAAUGAACUAAAUCUACAACUGGAUUAUGAGAAAUUUUACUGAUUAUUAAAGGUGCACUAUGCAGCUUUUCUGGCCGCCAUGGAACUGUUUUUGCUUUGCCUGAAAUGUUCCUCAUCAUGGCAUUAAACUUGAAUAUUUUGCUUUUAUUUUAUUACGGGUGUUUUUUUUAAAAAACAACUUCAAAAACAUAUAUUCUAACUGUGAAUGGGGUUGCCUCUCCACAGAUAUGGCCUGUAACUUGGCCUGGUAGCAUCACCUGCUUGUUUCCGUUAUCCAUCUUCCACACCAUAUUGUGGAACAUUCUUGGCAUAGCAGUUACAAAUCCAUGGAGACAAGCAGGUUGUGACCUCUUUACAGAAAAAGUUACAUAGUGCACAUUUAACAGAAAACCACUAAAGGAAAUAAGUCUUUGUUUGAUCAACAUAUUAAUAGGAAGGACUUUUUAGCAUGGGUGUAAUAGUUCUUUUGCACAAUCCAGCAGUGGCCUUUACUGCAAUGGACUAUCAAAAGCGAGUAUAAGGGAUUAACUAUAACAACUAGACUCAGUUCAAGUCUGAUACAUGCAUAAACUCUUCACUGUCUUCUUAAUACGAAGUUGGCAGUACACAUGGUAGUCUUUUAAUAUGCAUAAAUAAUCUCACUUCUCUAUGCUAACUCUGCUAAUAUAUACAGAUAGUUAAUUUGACCAAUGUAUGGAAGGUUUGACAAUUAUUUAGAGACACAACUGUGUGUAUUUUUAUCAUGUAUUUAGUGUGGGUCAAUUUCAAACACUUACAUCAUUUUACUUAAAUCAUUUUAUUUGAGUUGUAUGCAGCUGGUCUGAAUUUUAAGAUUUGUAAUGCUAGAAACCAACCAAUCACUGAGCAGGACAUGUGACAUCAUUGUGGCCUUAUACUUCCUGCUUUUAUUUACAGGAUAUAAAAAAAACAAUAGCCAACCUGUGUAAUUUACUCAUAGAGGUAGGUGGUGCUGUUGCUUUUUCCAUCAACAUGAUUACAUCCGUAUACAUAGGAUUAUACAUCAGAAAGACUUGAGCUGCAAAUACUGUGCCUUUUUAAUAAUUUUGAAUUUCUCUGGCCACAAAGGUUGUUUUUAUUCAGAAUGCUUUAUUACAACCUUGGUUUAAACAGAAAAUAUUUAGCUCUACACAUUCCAGUGUAAUCAAAUACAUGCACACUGUUCUCUAGGUUAUUCAAUGGAGCAGGCUCUAUCUGUGGUUUCACUAAUAUAAUGGUAGUCUUAAAGGAUUACAACUGCAAUUUGAUCUGUAUCACUUAUACAAUUAAAAUUUCUUUUAAGAGGAAGUGAGUUUUAGAAUUGCACUUUUAUUACCUGAACUGGAUUUUUUAAUUGACUUUUUUAUUUACAGAGUAUUUUGAAAUGUUUUGUUUCAAAAUGGGGUUCAGUUCAAUAAAUCCAUCUAUAACUGG
Boleophthalmus pectinirostris (great blue-spotted mudskipper) is the source of this 3604-nucleotide messenger RNA. RefSeq names its product zinc finger FYVE domain-containing protein 1. NCBI's taxonomy places the organism in Eukaryota, Metazoa, Chordata, Actinopteri, Gobiiformes, Gobiidae. The transcript is spliced from 12 exons. The record is from RefSeq and is a predicted model, not a curated record. Gene Ontology annotation, molecular function: metal ion binding. The coding region runs from base 103 to 2070 and encodes 655 amino acids.